Messenger RNA from Cryptotermes secundus, 1533 nucleotides. Its product is annotated as N-acetylglucosamine-6-phosphate deacetylase. The transcript is spliced from 8 exons. Bases 121 to 1398 code for a protein of 425 amino acids. NCBI's taxonomy places the organism in Eukaryota, Metazoa, Arthropoda, Insecta, Blattodea, Kalotermitidae. Gene Ontology annotation, biological process: N-acetylglucosamine catabolic process. The record is from RefSeq and is a predicted model, not a curated record. Gene Ontology annotation, molecular function: N-acetylglucosamine-6-phosphate deacetylase activity.
UCGUGUUUUCAUUUUAACACAUGUGGUUAAUACAUAUGUCAGCUUGUAGGUUAGCGAUAACGUUAAGGUCUUAUAGGCCACAGGCAAUCCCGCGAUUAUUGGAGCAUUGAAGCAGUUGUAAUGGAUAUAUCUCGUAAUACCGUUGAUAAAAUUAGUAAAAGUGUAGUGAAUUUUCACAAUAAGCUGUUGCAAUUUAGAAAGUGCCAAAUACUGCGUGACCAUGCAGUCAUUACAGAAGAUCUAUGGGUGCGUAAUGGGAAAAUUGUGGACCCCGAGAAAGUGUUUUUUGACGAGAAAAUUACUGCUGAUGUACAGAUAGAUUGUAAAGGAGCUUUGGUAGCACCCGGUUUUAUAGAUUUACAAAUAAACGGUGGUUUUGGCAUUGACUUCUCCUACAACAAUCACGAUGUUGAGGCAGGUGUACAGAAAGUGGCUAAGGGACUCCUGGCACAUGGUGUUACAGCGUUCUGUCCAACACUCGUCACAUCGCCUCCCUACGUGUACCUUAAGCAGGUGUUACCACUGCUUAAGAUACGGCCUGGGGGGCCAGAAGGUGCUGCUAUUCUUGGUGCUCAUUUAGAAGGUCCAUUUAUUAAUGUGAAUAAGAAAGGGGCUCAUCCUGCCCAGUACAUUCAAGACAUGGACAGGGGUUUGGAUUCUCUUCAGGAUGUAUAUGGAAGUAUAGAAAAUGUGAGAAUUGUAACCCUGGCACCUGAGUUGAAUAAUGCUGUGGACAUAAUAGAAGAAUUAACAAAGAGAGGAAUUACUGUGUCUUUAGGACAUUCUUUGGCUGACCUGAGUGAAGGGGAGCGUGGAAUCCAGCAUGGAGCCACACUUAUAACACACCUGUUUAAUGCUAUGCCAGCAUUUCAUCACAGGGAUCCUGGCCUUGUGGGUCUCCUUGGAUCUGACCUCAUUAAUGAUGGACAUAGUGUUUUCUAUGGUAUAAUUUCUGAUGGAAUCCACACGCAUCCAGCAGCAUUGCGAAUAGCACAUAGUACACAUCCAGAUGGUUUAGUGCUGGUGACAGAUGCUAUCUCAGCACUGGGACUGGAAGAAGGAACACACCAGCUGGGACAGUUAGCCAUUGAAGUGAAAGGUGGACGUGCUCUGGUGGCAGGCACGGAAACCCUCUGUGGCAGCAUCGCGAACAUGAACCAGUGUAUCCAGUUCUUCAUGAAAGCUGUGUCAUGUUCUGUAGUGACUGCCUUAGAAGCUGCAACCCUGCACCCAGCACAAGCAGUUGGCAUCCAUGACAGAAAGGGAACACUCAGUUUUGGAGCAGAUGCAGAUUUUGUCUUCUUGGGUGAAGACCUCAAAGUAUGGUCCACUUGGAUUGCUGGAGAAUGUGUUUACCAGGAUACGGAAAGCCCACAUCCAACACUGAGGCUGAUUUAGAACUGAACACAUCUUUGUUACAUUUCUUUCAUAAGAUACAAAGAAAAAUUGUCAUUGGGAUUAGUUGCAAUAUUGCAUUUUAUAUGAAAAUAUUGUGAUACUGCUUCAUAGUGAAUAUUGGUGGUUCCAUCAUUG